AUGACCUCUGAAUCUGACGUCGCCUGGAUUAUUACCGGCGAAGAAAGGACACAAUAUGAUGCAUUAUUUUAUAGCCAAAACCCUGUUGAUGGUCUGUUGACUGGUGAGAAGGUCAAAGGCUUAUUUCUACGUUCUAACAUUCCUGCACACCUUCUCAGCAAGAUAUGGAGAUUAUCUGAUGUGAAUCAUGAUAAUCUGCUGGAUGUGGGUGAGUUUGCAAUCGCCAUGCACCUCAUUCAUUAUCACCUUCGUGGUAAAGAUCUUCCAUCAUCACUGCCACAGUGCUUGGUACCUGAACCACAACCAUUGAACAAUGUGUCUGUCAUGACAGAAAAGGAAAGGGAAAUUUAUAGACAAGUCUUUGAGAAACAAAAUAAAGACAGUACAGGCUAUAUUACAGGUAAUCAAAUUAACGGUUCGUUACCUGUAUUAUCACUACUGCCUCCUAAAGUGUCUUCAAACAGUAUAGAAGGAAAACAAAGAAAAAUUGCUGAGAUUGAAAUCAAGAAACAGAAAUUGUCAACAGUAAGAGAAAAAUGUAGGAUAGAAUUGGAAAAAGAAAUUAAGAAAACUGAGCUUGAGAGGGAGAAAGUGAGGGUGAGAAAAAGGAGGUUGGAAGCACAGAAAGACCAGUGGUAUGAAGAAGGUACAAUUAAACAACUGAGUUCUAUUGAACAAGAAGAAAAACUACUUAAAAAUGAUUUACAAAACUUAGAGCAACUAGAGGAUUGUGUAAAAAAACUGACUACAGAAAUUGAUACAAUAUUACAAGAAGCGGCAAGAUUAAACUUAGAAGAAAAAAGACUCUUACAUGAAAAACACUUCUAG
Saccoglossus kowalevskii is the source of this 828-nucleotide messenger RNA. Its product is annotated as epidermal growth factor receptor substrate 15-like. Gene Ontology annotation, molecular function: protein binding; calcium ion binding. Gene Ontology annotation, cellular component: cytoplasm; plasma membrane. Lineage: Eukaryota; Metazoa; Hemichordata; Enteropneusta; Harrimaniidae. The record is from RefSeq and is a predicted model, not a curated record. Gene Ontology annotation, biological process: endosomal transport; endocytosis.